Molecule: messenger RNA, 957 nt
Organism: Mus musculus (house mouse)
Lineage: Eukaryota; Metazoa; Chordata; Mammalia; Rodentia; Muridae
Source: the annotation of a RefSeq genome assembly
GUGUUCUUUAUUAAUAUCCUAACACUCCUCGUCCCCAUUCUAAUCGCCAUAGCCUUCCUAACAUUAGUAGAACGCAAAAUCUUAGGGUACAUACAACUACGAAAAGGCCCUAACAUUGUUGGUCCAUACGGCAUUUUACAACCAUUUGCAGACGCCAUAAAAUUAUUUAUAAAAGAACCAAUACGCCCUUUAACAACCUCUAUAUCCUUAUUUAUUAUUGCACCUACCCUAUCACUCACACUAGCAUUAAGUCUAUGAGUUCCCCUACCAAUACCACACCCAUUAAUUAAUUUAAACCUAGGGAUUUUAUUUAUUUUAGCAACAUCUAGCCUAUCAGUUUACUCCAUUCUAUGAUCAGGAUGAGCCUCAAACUCCAAAUACUCACUAUUCGGAGCUUUACGAGCCGUAGCCCAAACAAUUUCAUAUGAAGUAACCAUAGCUAUUAUCCUUUUAUCAGUUCUAUUAAUAAAUGGAUCCUACUCUCUACAAACACUUAUUACAACCCAAGAACACAUAUGAUUACUUCUGCCAGCCUGACCCAUAGCCAUAAUAUGAUUUAUCUCAACCCUAGCAGAAACAAACCGGGCCCCCUUCGACCUGACAGAAGGAGAAUCAGAAUUAGUAUCAGGGUUUAACGUAGAAUACGCAGCCGGCCCAUUCGCGUUAUUCUUUAUAGCAGAGUACACUAACAUUAUUCUAAUAAACGCCCUAACAACUAUUAUCUUCCUAGGACCCCUAUACUAUAUCAAUUUACCAGAACUCUACUCAACUAACUUCAUAAUAGAAGCUCUACUACUAUCAUCAACAUUCCUAUGGAUCCGAGCAUCUUAUCCACGCUUCCGUUACGAUCAACUUAUACAUCUUCUAUGAAAAAACUUUCUACCCCUAACACUAGCAUUAUGUAUGUGACAUAUUUCUUUACCAAUUUUUACAGCGGGAGUACCACCAUACAUAUAG